CAAAUAUGAACACAAGUCGAGAUGCCGUCAAGAGCAGAGUUCGCCGUGAGGUUGAUGCUUUGUUCGAGACGUUUGGUCGUCCCGACGAGGCGUGCGGCAGCUCACAGCCCAGUAAGCGUGCGCGAGAGGUUAGAGACAUUCAGUCGAAUUCACAAACCAGUUGUCCAAGAAGCGAGUCGCCUAACUCCGGCACUCUAAGUGCGACGCCUGAGUGCAGUGACGCGGCUAGAGGCGAUACUGCAGGAUGUUCAGAUUCCGCAGAAAGCAUUUCAGAUAGUUCAGGGAGCAGUGCGGAGGAUUUGUGUGAUUGGAGUUCACCUGAACACCGUGACGAUUUGUCAGGGUUCUUGCCUAACGAAGACUGUGCCAGCGCGCAGGAAGCCACUGGACGUGCACCAGAUGAAAGUAGUAGCGGUGAUUUCAAAGCUUUGCUUGCUCAGUGGGCCUUGGAGCAUAAUAUUGCCCAUAGGUCUCUGACACCUCUACUAGGUAUCUUAAGAACCCAUGGGUGCUUCCAGAGUCUUCCAAAGGAUGCUAGGACUUUACUGAAGACUCCUCGUAACACAGCUGACGUAGCGGGUGUUUCAGAGUUACCUCCUGGUUUAUAUUGCCAUUAUGGACUUCGGAGAGGUUUGGAGAGAGUUCUUGCUUGCUUGGAUGGCUGCCCACAACUCGUCAGCCUGAACUUCAACAUUGAUGGCAUUCCCCUCUCAAAGAGUUCGAGACAGCAACUGUGGCCUAUUCAGUGCCUAGUACUCUCUUGUGGUUCUGUCCUGUCAGAAAGGCCGUUUAUUGUGGGUGCAUUUUUUGGGCCAUCAAAGCCAAGCUGUGCAAACAUGUUCCUAAGGCCUUUCGUUGAUGAUCUGAAGGAUGUUCUUGUUGAGGGAGUUUCAGUGAAAGGAUCUCUGGUGAGGGUAGAGGUCAGCAGCGUAAUAUGCGAUGCACCUGCACGCUCUUUCAUUUUCAAAACAAAAGGGCACAGUAGCUACAAUGGUUGCCCGAAAUGCACGGCUGAAGGUAGCUACGCAGAUAGAGUAUGCUUUUCGCCAACAGCAGGUGUUCCGAGAACAGAUCAGUCGUUUCGUCAGCAGCAAGAUCCUGACCACCACCAGGGCGUGUCUGUUUUGACCGAGCUGCCCAUUGACUGUAUUAGAAAUGUCCCUCUCGAUCCAAUGCACUUGGUAUAUUUAGGCGUGGCACGAAAGCUGGUCAAUCUUUGGCUUUCUGGCCCCCUUUCAGUGCGCCUGGGUCCCCUGGAGCGUGAGGAGAUUUCAAAGCAGAGUUUAGCUUUGCAGAAUAACGUUCCUUGUGAAUUUGCACGGAAGCCAAGGGGGCUUGAUGAAAAGGAUAGGUGGAAAGCAACAGAAUUCCGCCUCUUUCUCCACUACACAGGGCCUAUAAUUUUGAAAGAAAGCUUGUCUGAGGCUGCUUAUAAGAACUUCUUGACUUUGCAUGUGGCAACCUCUAUACUAAGCACACCUGGAUUGUGUCAGGAGCAUGGAGCAUAUGCAAACACUCUACUGGAUCAUUUUGUAAAGGGCUUCGUGGACCUUUACGGAGCCAGUAAUGUGUCCUAUAAUGUGCAUUGCCUCCUGCAUCUAGCUACUGACUGUGAGUUGUAUGGAACUUUAGAUGCCUUUUCUGCAUUCCCUUUCGAAAGUAACUUGCAGCUAGUUAAAAAGCUUUUGCGUAGGCCAGGCUUCCCUCUCAGCCAGCUUUACAACAGGAUGCACGAAAGAGCUCACGCAGAGCCAGUUGGCGCAAGGCGCACUGCAGAUUAUGAGCUUCUUGGUGGCUAUGAAGGAGAUGGCCUGCCACUGGGUUGCAAAUCACCCCAGUACGCCUCGGUGAAGUUCCCGUCAUUUACUCUAAGCAAGAAGGAAGCUGACAGGUGUUGCAAAAUAAAUGAUGAUGUUGUUUUGAUCCAUAUGAUUGCGCAUGACCAGAAUGGGCAGCCAUGCAUCAUUGGCCGAUGUUUCUUAAGUGCAGAACCUCUUUACAGCUACCCCUUCGAUUCUAGAAGGCUUGGCAUAGCUGUUGUCGACAAAUUGUCUUCUCUGAGGUGUUGGCCAAUUGUCAAUAUCAGAAAACUAGUGUUGCUUCCUAACAAUGGCAUGUAUGUUGUAUUGCCUCUGCUACAUACCAGUGCGUGUCAUUAAUGGCAGUUUCAUAGUCCGGCACAGAUAGGCAUCUCUGUCUUGUUUAGACGAAGUGAAUAGGAUGUAUUCAUAAUGCUUUGUGCUCUAAAUACCUUGCAUCAUUAAACUGGCACGGCAGAUGUUGAGGUGGGAUGAGACUUUGUAUCGAAUUUUAGCAGUGCAGAAGUGGUAAUAAAAGCUAUGCCUAUGACACUUGCAACAUAUUUUAAAGCUAGAGGCAGGUUGCAUUGCAGUGGUAGGUUACUGUAAAAUUGUGUGUAGUGUUGUUUAGUUUUUGGUGCUGUUAGUAAUGUAGUGCUUAUUCAUUAAGAAAUAAAGUUGUUUCUCUCUCUCUUAUUCAUUAAGAUAUCAUAUUUGCAGAACAUUUCAAUUUUGUACAAAGAUAGCUACUGAUGCUUAGGAUUUGGAACUGAAAUUGUGGGCGUACAAAAAGUAGAUUUGCUUUUUAAGUUUGUCGGUGUGUGCGAACUAUAACUUCUGGUUUGUGUUGUUACUAAAAAUAUGUAAAUGCAACUAAUUAGCACACGUGAAAAUUUUUUGUUCGCUCAUGCCCGCAAGAAAAAAGUUGACGAACUUCAAAGAGGUUGUUUUGAGGAAAACGCUGAAGUUGCGUAGGAGCACACGCACAUUUCCGGUCAAUGUGUGGAUGAAAUAAAACCAAAAAUUAUAUUGGACACCUCGAGCACCUAAGUGUGAUAUAUUUCUUGAAAGAUAACGUAAUUCUCUAUCAGGUGAUUGCAAAAUUACAAAAUUGAAUUUUCCUGACCAAAGGAAGUCUCACCCCACCUCAAAUGAUUGCUGACUUCUAGUAUUGCUGUGACGUUUGACAGCCAUCAAAUCUUGCGGGUAAGAAUUUCGCAGCAGACACUUUUUCUGCUGCUUUAAAAUGCAAGUUUCAAGCAAUGAUCUAUGAGAGCACCCCUGCUUUUUGUUACAUUAUUCUUUGCAGAUGAAGUUCUCUGUAGUAGAAUUCAAAGACGACAAAUCUAUAGCCGUCGUUCCGUCCUCAUGGAUUCGUGGGCGAAAGUGCUUCUGGCCCCCUGGUCCUGGCAGCAAGACAGCAAUGGUUCAGAAAGGUGUGCAGCCUUCACCAAGGUGGAAAGCGUACACCAUGCUCAUGAAAGCAACAUUUAACAACUAUCGCGAUGCUCGUCUGGCACUACCACGCCUGCAGUACACAUCAGAGUUGGAGAGCACUGGGGGAGGAAAGAGAAAGGUGACAAAGCCCACCAGAUAUGAACCUGAACACAACAGGCAGCCACCGCGCCCACCAAGCACAUUUCCUGGGCCAUCUGUGGCCAGCCAUGAAGAACCACGAAGUGAAGACAGCGAAGAUGUACCUGUUCAGGUAGAUGCUGAUGCAGAAGACGAAGGAGGAGACGCAGAGUUUGCAGCAGCUGGGACUGGUCAACCGCAUAAAAAAAAAGUGAUGUCUCAAGAAGAAUUCCAACGCCAAGUUUUGACCCAGUUGGCUGGGCUUCGUGUGGUGCAGCAGCAGCAGGGGCAACUCCUGGGGGAUUUAGUAACAAGGUUUGCAAGACGGAACAUGGAGGCUCAGGCCAACAGUGAACCACUAGUUGCGAUGCCGUUUGACGACUACGGGACCCUGAAACAGUUCGAUUGUACUCUGACUGGCACGCGAAAAGAAGUAUUUAUUCGAGAACUUGCUGUCAAAGGUGGCGCAAAUCCGGCCGCAUGCACGAAAAGGAUGCUACGGUACGUCAUGACUGAUCAUCUGGCGUGCCAGUUCUCGUGGCAAGGGAGGAAGGGGAAGCUCAGCUUCUGUCAGAUGCAGUUGCCGUCGUGCAUAACUUGUGCUGUCCAGACUGCACACGAGGCUAGCGAUUUCACUGUGGAGAUGGCCAUCCGAGAGUGGCUGCGGCAUGCUCCUGCCAGACAACGCAACGCGAUUGCUAAGGAUUCUGCCGCUGAAUAAGCCGAAUGCAUCUGUCAACUACGUCCACCCUUGUGCGUCCGUCAACUGCGGCGCUGAACUGUGUCGUCCUUGUGGUGCGCCGAUGAACUGUGGCAUCCUUGCGGUGCACUCAUGAACUGCAUCAUCCUUGUGGUGCGUCCAUCCAUUCUUGUGGUGCGGCUCCUUCAAAAGAGCUGACACAAAAACUUUGCACCUUGUUUUUUUCCGAUGAAAUAAGUAUCUAAUAAGCCACUUAUCUCGGCUGCAAAUAUCACUUGCGCAAACGUGCGAUGUUGAUUGUUUGGAGAUUCCCAGUUGCAUUUUCGGUUUCAGAGUGCACUGAGUGAGGUGGGAACCAGAGUUGUUUCUGUGUAAACAAAAAAUUGUGCACGUGAGCACCGUGCGGUGACAACUCCUUUCAUCAAGGGACUGCUAUAAUCCCCUCUGAGACACUGUAAAUAUGCAUAACCCACCAAAACUGCCCCACUAAGGCAGCGGCUUUUGUACUGCCAUGCAAGCCUUCCCCCUUUUUUCCAUGAAAAGGUCUGCUAGGAGAGUGUUCGCAAGGAUCGUGGCAGCCUACGCAAAUUCGAGACGCAGGUGGCGGCCGCUUGUGUGCACAGAAACCAAAGGCAGGUUUCGCAUGCAGUAAUGCGUGUGCACUUUUAAAAUUGCUUCUAAAUAUGUUGUAUGCUACAUUGUCUGUUCAUAUUUGGUAGAUGAUGCAUGUGUGUCGUAACAUGUCUAUUCAGGUCAUCUCUUCUUCAAAAUUUUGUGUAUGCACUCCCUCAAGGGUGGACAUGGCACUCAAUCUUUUUAUUUCUUUCUCUGAAGAGUUUUUUUGUGGUCAUUUCAAGUAAGGUUACUUUUCUAGCACAUUGUGUACUUUCUUUAAACAGUAUAUUUCAUGUCCAUUUUGAGGAGCACGAUUUUUUUCCUGCACUCAGCAACUUUCUUCAGAGAAAGAAGUAAAAGAUUGAGUGCCAUGUCCACCCUUGAGGGAGUGCAUACACAAAAUUUUGAAGAAGAGAUGACCUGAAUAGACAUGUUACGACACACAUGCAUCAUCUACCAAAUAUGAACAGACAAUGUAGCCUAGAACAUAUUUAGAAGCAAUUUUAAAGUGUACGCGCGUUACUGCACGCGAAACCUGCCUUUGGUUUCUGUGCACACAAGCAGCCGCCACCUGCGUCUCGAAUUUGCGUAGGCUGCCACGAUCCUUGCGAACACUCUCCUAGCAGACCUUUUCAUUGAAAAAAGGGGGAGGCUUGCAUGGCAGUACAAAAGCCGCUGCCUUAGUGGGUUAUGCAUAUUUACAGUGUCUCAGAGGGGAUUAUAGCAGUCCCUUGAUGAAAGGAGUUGUCAACGCACGGUGCUCACGUGCACAAUUUUUUGUUUACACAGAAACAACUCUGGUUCCCACCUCACUCGGUGCACUCUGAAACCGAAAAUGCAACUGGGAAUCUCCAAACAAUCAACAUCGCACGUUUGCGCAAGUGAUAUUUGCAGCCAAGAUAAGUGGGCUUGUUAGAUACUUAUUUCAUCGGAAAAAACAAGGUGCAAAGUUUUUGUCGCAGCUUGAAGUGUAGUCCAGUGUUGUAGCCAAACUUUCACCGCUGUUGCUAGUGGCAACAACUGCAUCCACAUUGCCAAGCUGAAAACCGCUCGCCGUCGUUUCAACUACUCGCCAUGCCUUCAUCAUGCCCGAACUUCACUGCUUGCUCAACCUUGUUCCAAGUGCUACUCACAUGUGCUGCUGCUGAUAAGUGUACCUCAGUGUUUGAUAAUGGCUGAACCUUUACAACUGUUUCAAGAGCCAAUGACAACAUCGCAGUGUGACUGUGCUGUAGGUUACGAUGCCUGAACUUGCACCACUGUUUCAAAUGCCAAUGACUUCUUAACGUUCCGCCAAGUGUCUCUCAACUGUACUGCGAAGAGCUCUAUAGUGUAGAGCGCAGUAUGAGAUUAUUCCCGAGGUUGUGGGUAUUCCUGUUGUGUUUAUAAUUCCAUGUAACCUGUUCAAUACAUUAAUCGCUGGUUUUACUACGCAUAUUUUUUUAUCGUACCUCAUGUUUUAAUUAAAACACCUAUACUUAGCUUCAUGGGACCACAACUAUUUCUAGGAAUCUUUUGAAUAUGCUGUCAAAUGUUAUGGCAUGUAUUUGUACAAAGGUUUCGGUUCAGGCUUGCAAGCGCAACUACCUAUGCAUUGUAGCUCUACACUCAUUUCUCCAUGUACGAUACAUAUGCUGUUCUGGUCCUCCUUGAGGUUCAACAUUAACCAUCUACUUGUUUUGACUUGAGAGACUACCAAAUUUUCUGACAAAGUUCUAGCUCCUUGUGCACAUACAGAUAUUUUCACUUUCUACUAGUCAGCACUUUUGCAUUUACGUUACAGGCUAACUGAUGCUAGUAGUGCUCAACAUGUAUUUUGGUGCACCCACUUUUGCCAAUGGGCGUUGACAAACAUUGAAGGUUUGUGUCAUGUGCACAGCGCACAAUCCCUGAUGGAAGCUUGGGGUCAACCAAUUUUUUGUGUUUGUAGCUGCAUAAUCUUGUUUUCAUAUGACAAACAUUCACUGCAAGUUUGAGAACAUUUCGGAAAGUCUACUACAUGUACAGGGAACUUCUGUACACAUAUAGUAAGGUACUCCUUAAAGUAGUGAUAGCCUUCAUUUAUAGUUUGCACUCAGAUUUGUUUUAAUUUUGAUUUGUUUCACGUUUACUGUAAGUGCAGCCGUGUAACGUAAAAUCCUCUGCAUGGAUGUUCCGAGCAGUCUAUAUAUGAUGCUUGAUUUAGUUAAGAUAUCUGUGCAAUGUUACCCUAUUUUUAUGUGCAAUAUUAAUGUGCAACUUUUACUUCAAUGUCUGAGGCUUUCUAGUCAGUGUGAGAUGGCGGGACUACAUAUAUAUGUGUGUAUGGCUUUUUUGUUUCCCUACAAACAUCUCCGCAGUGUUUCCUCAGUUUAGUUUGUGUUCAAUAGAAGUUGUGCAAUAAAUUUUUAAGCCAUGUU
Molecule: messenger RNA, 7088 nt
Organism: Rhipicephalus sanguineus (brown dog tick)
Lineage: Eukaryota; Metazoa; Arthropoda; Arachnida; Ixodida; Ixodidae
Exons: 10
Coding region: 3109-4095 (328 amino acids)
Source: RefSeq, a predicted model, not a curated record